Messenger RNA from Lates calcarifer (barramundi perch), 5593 nucleotides. Its product is annotated as G-protein coupled receptor 22. The record is from RefSeq and is a predicted model, not a curated record. Gene Ontology annotation, biological process: G protein-coupled receptor signaling pathway. Gene Ontology annotation, cellular component: membrane. The coding region runs from base 1688 to 3004 and encodes 438 amino acids. Gene Ontology annotation, molecular function: G protein-coupled receptor activity; peptide binding. Lineage: Eukaryota; Metazoa; Chordata; Actinopteri; Centropomidae. The transcript is spliced from 3 exons.
AUCAGGACUGGGGGAGCACUGCAAACCUCCGCAGUAAGAGAGAGAGAGAGGGAGGGAGCGAGGGAGUGAGGGAAAGAGGAGAGAGCAGAGCGGGAGAUAGAGAGAUACCGGGAGUGUGAUGAUUUGCACUCCUAUCCAGACAGUUAGGCAGGGAGGGAGCGCAACAGAGAGUUGGUGAGAUGAGGAGUAUUCACACACCAGUCCACAUGGAUGGAUGAAAAGAAAAACAGGGACAAAGGGGGGGAAAAGAAGAAUCCCACCAACAUCCCUGUCAGGACUAAUCUCUGUGGACUUUCUCUGUCCGGGACUCAGGAAAGAAAGAACAUCUGUCAGUUGUGUGACCCUUGUACAUUCAUUAAUACUCUAUCCUAAUUCUUGGAUUAUCGCUGAAAGGAGCAGAGGAUAAACCAGCAAUUUCUGUCUGUCGACCUAGAUUGUUGCAGAGGUGGAACGAGACGGGACGGUGUGGUGUAUGGACCAGCCCCGGAGCAUCUGUGUUUACCCUGCAUGGUCACUGUGAAAUAAAGAUGUGGGACUGAAGGCCAGACAGAUGAUGCUGUACACAUCUCCUACUUCCUUAAGUCCAAUUAUCGUCUGGGAUCUUUUCGCAAACCUACAAGGCGGGUUUCUCUGUCUGAUGAAUUCACUUUCACUACCUCAUGAGGAUGACCUUCUCCUGAAUUGCUGAAUCAACCUCCCUCCUAAGCACGUAUAAAUAUUGGUGAUCCCAAAUGUCACAGUGAUCACACAUGUCAUGGUGAUUGGACACAUAUGCACUCUAGUAAUCUGCUCCACUCACGUCAUCUCCAGUGAUUGAGGGUUCAGCAUGUCAAGGGGCAAACUGGAGACCUGUGCUCAAUUUACAAGUCAAUGGUGGCUGGAGCCAGGCGUACAGAGGCUGAUGAGAAAGGUGGAGAGUGAAGGCCUGUUCCAUUAGUGAUCCCGGGGGAGACAUGGGCCUGGACACUGCCCGGACGCACUGACCUCUCCUGGACAGAUUCUGUACAUUACUAUGUUGUGCACUGGGGAAUCUACAUGGCUGACUGACAAACUCUUGGAGUACAAGCUCGUGGAUAUAACUAUUUUUUUACAUUUACAGAUCUGACUACUGUCUUCUCACUGGGGACAAAAAAAGCAAAAAACAAGGAUUUGGAUCGUACUAUGAACAGUACAUUCCAGCCCUGUGCAAGGGAAAGAGUCUGUGUUUCUUUGUUUUCUUGGUUGGCUGUGUUUCUCCUGCCUGGGAAUAUCAUGAGAUUAUAAACAGGAGGUGGCUCCAACAUCUUAUCCCUGUUCCACUCAUCCAUCAAUGCUCCCACCAUCACCGAAGCAAACGGACCAGAGAUCUGAGAAAAAAAGUCUGCUGAGGACAUUAGCCUAUAUUCUCUUAACAUCCACCAGGUGCAGGUGGCCGAUUCCUUUGCUUUCUUGCCAUUGAGGUUAGGAAGAAAAAGCUGGCAGCCCGUAGACAGUCUUUGGCGAGACAGACAGGUGCUUUUCUGGCUGUCAGCCUCUCUGGGAGGGACAAGCAGUGAAAGGAAAAGCCUCGCUGGGGGGCUCUGCUGGAGCGGAAACACUUUUCCACUGGCUAUGUUUGGAUGUGAUGCUUGUCUCUGUGGAUCUAACAUGGACUCUAUGGCCUGAUUACACAGCCCUGGUAUUCAGAUAGUGCUGGAGGGAAGGGAUAAUGCAUAUCCUUCCCUACCUGGAACAAGAAGCCACCAUGAGCAACGUCACAGUCACCGACAACACUGAACCUAUCAGCCGCACCAUGAGUCCGGCAACCCCCAGCCCGUAUCCCUAUCCUGUUAGUUUUCAGGUCUCCCUGACUGGUUUUCUCAUGCUGGAAAUCCUCCUGGGCCUGAGCUCAAACCUCACUGUGCUUGCCCUCUACUGUAUGAAGUCAAACCUCAUUAGUUCUGUCAGUAACAUCGUUACCAUGAACCUCCAUGUGUUGGAUGUGCUGGUUUGUGUGUGCUGCAUCCCUCUCACCAUUGUGGUGGUGCUGCUGUCCCUGGAGGGAGACACUGCCCUCGUCUGCUGCUUCCACGAAGCCUGCGUCUCCUUUGCUAGUGUUGCCACUGCUGCUAAUGUGCUUGCCAUCACCCUUGAUCGCUACGACAUCUCAGUCAAACCAGCUAACCGGGUGCUGACCAUGGGCCGUGCCCUGGCCCUGCUGGCUGCCAUCUGGGUGCUCUCCUUUGCUAGUUUCCUCGUACCCUUUAUUGAGGUGGGCUUCUUCGCCCAGGGCCACGCUGAGCUGAACCAAACAGUGGUGGAGAAUGUGGUCCACACUAACCAGUACUACACAGAGCUCGGCCUCUAUUACCAUUUGCUUGCUCAGAUCCCUAUUUUCUUCUUUACUGCCGUUGUCAUGCUCAUCACCUACUCAAAGAUCCUGCAAGCACUCAAUAUUCGCAUUGGCACACGUUUCCACGCUUCACAGAAGAAAAAGGCUCGCAGGAAAAAGCGUCCAUCCAUGACGGCCAUGACAACGCAGCAAGAGGCCACAGACGGAUCCCAGAGCAGUGGCAGCCGCAACCCCACACUGGGCAUGCGCACCUCUGUCUCUGUAAUCAUUGCCUUGCGCAGGGCUGUUAAACGCCACAGAGAAAGGCGAGAACGCCAAAAAAGGGUUUUCAGGAUGUCCCUCCUGAUUGUGUCUACCUUCCUUCUGUGCUGGACACCAAUCACAGUGCUCAACACAGUCAUCCUGAGUGUGGGCCCCAGUGACCUAAUGGUCAAAUUGAGACUGGGCUUCCUGGUCAUGGCUUAUGGGACCACUAUCUUUCACCCUCUACUCUAUGCCUUCACUAGGCAGAAGUUCCAGAAAGUCUUGAAAAGCAAAAUGAAGAAGCGAGUCGUGUCUAUUAUUGAGGCCGAUCCUACACCUAAUAAUGCUAUCAUCCACAACUCCUGGAUCGACCCAAAAAGGAACAAAAAGGUGACAUUUGAGGACAAAGAUGCCCGACAGAAAUGUCUGUCCUCUGAGGAUGUGGAGUGAAGGAACUUAUUAUCUUUAGGGUAUACAGUCAAUAAAAGCAGCUAAAACUGACAUCAGGUCAUGAUGAAAAAGGGAAAAUAUUAAUCCAAAGCAGUAAUGUAAAUAAUAUGUGUAAUAGAAUGUACAAAAACAAGAGGUGGAUAAUUUAUUACUAUUUAUUGAGAACAAAAGUAGGUUUCAUAGAUAUACCAUAUACUGUACUGUAGAUAUUGCAUGGCUUUUUGUAACAGUAGCAACAUACAGUACAUUGUGUACAUACAUAAUAACAUGUACAGCAUAGGGUAAACAAGGUAUAUAAAUAGACAGAGAGAGAGAAGUAGGACUUGUUCUGUAUAUGUAUAUUUAUAAUAAAUUUCGUGUUCACUCACCUAACGCAGCCAAAGGCUUCCUGUUCUCCCCCAAGUGAAGUGUCUGUGAUUCUCUAACAGCUGUGAGAUUACUCCCAUCCAUCACCACCAUGCCACUUGCUCCGACACCAGACCCUGCAGUCCUCAGUGACCACUGACCUUAUUGCCUGGGAGCCCUCGGAGGUGAGGCCCUCAGACUGAAAUGAGACUAUAGGUAUGGGGAUACAACAAAGAGAGACAGGUGCACCGUGAGAGAUAGGAAUGGAGAGGAAGCAGUGAAGUAGUGUAUGUUAUUUUCCUAUAGCAGAAAAGCUUAGGGGGAUACUGUUCAUUAUCACUGCUUUUACAGUUGAAGGAGAACAUUCACAUUCCUGAAACACAACAGAACACUGUGGUUCUCAUCAUCUUGUUUGACAUAAACCAGAUGUAAUCAAAACCUAGUCUGUUUCAUUUUAACAGCCACCUCUUCGAGCCAAAUGGAAAAUCUACAGAUGCCUUAUUUCGGUGUGAUGAAUUGAGCAUGGCUUUAUGGUGAGACAGGGUCUGUGAUAGUGACAGCACAUACUGAACAUAAUGAAAAAAAUAAUAACAAAUACUGUUUUAAUCCUCAGAUGGUACAUUUUCAUAAAGAAAUUAUUCAAUCAAACCAAAGGAAAAGGUUGAAAAUGGUUGUACUAUCAAAUUGUUUGUUUUGAAUAACACUAGCUUCACAACAAUGCUCUCUAAAUAAGCAAAUCCAUAUCUGCAAUAAAGGCCUACUGCAAAAAUCUCAAAGCUUAAUAAAAGAUUCUGUUUACAAUAUACGAUAACAAAUACUGAAGUUCUUCUUCCCUGCCUGUGUUUGUCUACCAACAGUGCGUGUCUUCCUUUGUUUGUCAGGGUAUAAGACAGUGAAAUUGUAUUUCCCAAGUGGCCGCUGCUGGUAGAUUAUAAUGCAGCCAGCCUUGUAUUCUUGGCUCAACUAGUCUAUGAGUUUGCCCUAAAUAAGUAGGAAUAAUUUAUUCGUACAGCAGCAGAAGAAUUUCAGUAGUAAGAAUCGACAAGAAAAAAAAAACCUGUCGGCUUAUUACAUUCAGCUUGCACUGUAAUAUCGAAUCUAGAUGCAGAUGCAAUGACCAUUAGCAUAUAAAGCCAUGCUUGGCUAGCCCGGUGGCUCACUUCACUACAAUCCCCAGGUGAAGGAUUACAUUCUCUCUGAGAUGGACAUAUACAGUGUAUCCACACACAUGCAUAAAGAUACACGCACACACAAAUUCAUAUGUACACUGUAUGCCACAGUAUAUCUCAGUAAUGAGCUCAUUAUGCCUUUGCUGUCUCAGGUACAGUAGAAAAUUGAAGAGCCCUUUAGAUCCUGAGAGCACAGGGUUGUUGGCUACCAAAGCGAUUACACAACCUCCAUCGGAUGCUUCUCUGGCUGUCGGUGUGUGGUUUGUAGCACAACAGAGAGCACUGAUAUGGGAAUAUUGAUGCAGGCGAGGUUCUUUAUGACCCAGCUGUAAACAGGCAGUGUGGAUGUCACGGUGCCUUGAGGGCACGUCUGUGAUUGAGAGUGGAGAUGGGAUCGCAGCCAGCAACAGAUUAGCCGACAGGGAAGGGAAAAUGACCUGUGAGAUGAAGCAUCAAGCCAGAGGAUAAAUUUAAAAACACUAAUGUGUACGAGUCCAAAUUUUAGAAGGCAAUCUUUAAACAGCGGUGUGUCAAUAUACAAAUGCUAUAUGUAUUUCUGUUACCACUGUGACAAUGAUACACAACUCCCAGCAGUCCACUCCUGCUGAAUACAUAAGUUAGAUCAAAUGUCAGGUACUAUUCCAAACUUCAUCAGUGCUACUGAAAAAAAUCAUUUGUAUUGAUUACCUUCUAAAAUUACCUCUAAAAGGCCAAUACCAUUUACACCAACUAGACUUUGAGGUCACAAUUUGUUUUCCAUCCUUAGGAGCCUCACUGACCAAGCCAAAAAGGCCUGCCAAGGACAAAAGACACAGCCUGAUGUUCUGACUGAAAUACCACUUUGUUAACAAUCCAUUAAUCAGUCUGACAUUCACUUCUUGUCACUCAUUUUUUCUCUCUUUUUUCUGGUGUCUGUGUGUGUGUGUGUUUGGGGUGGGGAGAUAUUUUCCUCUCACUACUCACUGAGACUGAUGUAUGUUCCUUUGAUGUCAUUUUCAGCCGCUAUGUGAGUACUAGGUAGGUGCAGUUGGCUUCACAUUUAUCAUGUUAAUGGAUAAAAAUCUUUGAUCUAUGA